AUGUGGGGGUGUGCGAGAAGUGGGUGUGCGACGUUAGUUCGAAAAAUCAGCUUCACUGGGUCGACUGGGGUAGGUAAAAAGUUGGCAAACUUGGCCUCGACAACACUCAAGCGUGUGAGCCUUGAGCUUGGCGGUAAUGCCCCUUUCAUUGUUUUCAAUGACGCCGACCUCGAUCUUGCAGUUGAAGGCGCAAUGUUUUGUAAAUUCCGGUGUUCCGGACAGACCUGUGUCUGCGCAAACAGACUUUAUGUUCAAAAAGGGGUCGCUCAAGAGUUCACUAGCAAAUUGGUUGGCAAAGUAGCUGAGCUCAAGUUGGGCCAAGGCCUCGAAUCCUCCGUCACGCAGGGUCCACUUAUCAAUAAAGCCGCUAUUGAGAAAGUUAGGGAGCACAUCCUUGAUGCGACUUCCAAAGGUGCCAAGGUUGAAGUUGGGGGGCAAUCUCUAGACUUGCCAGGCUUCUUCUUCCAACCGACGGUACUUUCUGGUGUCACCGAAGAUAUGGUAGUAAGCAAGGAUGAGACAUUUGGACCUCUAGCACCCGUGUUCGAGUUUGAAACUGAGGAAGAUGCUGUACGACUGGCCAAUGACACCGAAUUCGGUCUCGCUGGGUAUUUCUUUUCAAAAGAUAUAAGCCGUGCAAUGCGUGUAGCGCAGAAACUGCAAGUGGGGAUGGUGGGUGUGAACACUGGCAAGAUCAGUGCUCCAGAGGCGCCUUUUGGUGGUGUUAAAGAGAGCGGCUAUGGCCGAGAGGGCAGUCUUUACGGGCUGGAAGAAUAUCAGAACAUCAAGAGUAUCACGAUUGGAAACCAGAAUGCAGGCGCAGCCUGA
Molecule: messenger RNA, 828 nt
Organism: Colletotrichum truncatum
Lineage: Eukaryota; Fungi; Ascomycota; Sordariomycetes; Glomerellales; Glomerellaceae
Product: succinate-semialdehyde dehydrogenase
Biological process (GO): GABA catabolic process
Molecular function (GO): succinate-semialdehyde dehydrogenase (NAD+) activity
Source: RefSeq, a predicted model, not a curated record